Molecule: messenger RNA, 1910 nt
Organism: Odontomachus brunneus
Lineage: Eukaryota; Metazoa; Arthropoda; Insecta; Hymenoptera; Formicidae
Gene: EMRE
Product: essential MCU regulator, mitochondrial
Exons: 2
Coding region: 182-454 (90 amino acids)
Biological process (GO): mitochondrial calcium ion homeostasis; calcium import into the mitochondrion
Cellular component (GO): mitochondrial inner membrane; uniplex complex
Source: RefSeq, a predicted model, not a curated record
GUCCACUCCUUCCUCUUUCUGUGUAUAUAUAUAUAUAUAUACACACACACAUACACAUUUAUUUAUAUAUAUGACGUUGGCUCUGACCGGUACACAAAUUCCUAAAAAGGAGCACACCAUCCGCUGUCAUCGGCAAACACAAGGAUAAACAGGGUACCAAAGUGAAAAGUAAAGAAAAAGGAUGCUGUUGCAUCGAGUGACGUCCUUGUUUCGCAACGUGACCAGCUUUAAGAAGACAAAUGUUAUAACCAAAUCAUACCUGCGCUCAGCGAUAACCACACCAUCCGGAGCGAUAUUGCCCGAACCUCAGAGAACGCCAUUCAGCCUUCUGGGCGUCGUCAGCAGCGUCGUGUUCGGUCUCCUCGUUGGUGCCACGAUCAGCAAGAAUGUGGCGAACUUCCUCGAGGAGAACGAUCUCUUCGUACCCUCCGAUGACGAUGACGACGACGAUUAGUAAUGAUAGGGCAACCACAGCAUUCCAUUGUAAUUGUUGAAAGUACACAGCUGUAUUAGAGGUGUCCUUAACGCUAAAUGAGUCAAGUUUGAUGUCACAGAAAUGCAAGAUAGUAAUUGCACGACGUCAAAUAAUAAAUGGAGAGAUAUCUCUUCACUUGCACUGUUUAGGUAUAUUAUUUAAGACACACAUUAUAAUGCCUGACUAAUUAUGUAUAUAUUAUCAUAGAAAUAUAUAUAUAUAUUUAUACAAUCAAAGUGUUAGCGCAUAAUGUAGAGCUUAUACAAAAUCUUUUUAUUUAUAAGUUAUAUAUAUUUUUUUUAAAUAUAUAUAUUUAAAAUAUGUGUAUAAAUAAAAUGAAUUGUGUUAAAUACAACGUAGGUAAUACAAAAACGCUUAUUAUGGCAUCUGUACAAUCAGGCGGUAUUAUCAAAACAGAUGUACAUGUGAUUAUUAUAGCGUUAUACGUAUCUCUUCUCAGUCUUCGAUUAAUAUUCACAGUUGUCAAAUGCGUGUAAUUUUCAAUAAAUCGUUUAAGGUAAAUGUACCAAUCUCAAUCAAAAGAUUAAGAAUUCUAUAAGAGGAUAAAAUCUGAUCAUAAAGAUCAGAAUCACUUUUUGCAAUUAACAUACAAGUUAAAGAUCAGACGCUCUCUCUCUCUAUUUGUUAAAAGUAAAAAUAUAAAUUAAUUGAAAUAUCAUUUUCCCAUGGUAGAUUUUUUAUAAAUAAAAUGUUUUCUAAAGCAAGUAUAUAGAUGACUGGACAUUUGUUUUGCAUAAUGGAUUCUUAAUAGAGUCAACAAAUUUAAAUUAUACUUUAUAGUUCAGUCCAACUAAAAAUACGUGUCAUUUAUUCUCGAAAUUCGAAGCAGUUUAAUUAAUCUUAUAAUUGAUUAUGUAUUACAAAAAUUAGUAGAAUUAAGAAUGUUUUUAUCAUGCUGAUAAAUAAAGUAAUUAUUAACGUUAUAAAAAUUAUUAAUUUUUUUAUAGAAUCGAAUGUUUGGAUAUUUAAGUAAAAGUUCUUAACUAAGAUACAAGAAAAAUUUUUAUUCUAAAUAAGAAAAUUUGAUCAUUCUAAUUUAGAGACGUGCUCAGAUAUUGGUACUUUUACCUUAUAUAAUUAGCAUAUUUAACGAAAAUGUAAUGAAUCUAGUAAACAUAAAGAAGGUCUAUUUUAAUUUCUUUAGAACUACAUAAAUCGUAUAAUAGAUCUAUCUCCCUUACAGCCGAUAACUUUGUCACUUUCACAGAAGGAGACUAUCAUUAAUAUUAUAAUUCCACGAUAAAAAUUUGUAUCACAAUUUAUCGAACAAUUCAAAAAUGUACAGUCGUAUAUUAUUCGAAGAAUCUUUGCAAAGAUGCAAGAGGUAAAAACAAGUACGCAGUCUAGUCUCGGUACGAAAAGUCAUAAAUACGAAAACGUGUGCAUAAAUAAAUAAAGUCUCGUUAAGUACGCA